AUGGCUCCCAUGGACGACGAUUUCGUCCUUACCCUGUCCGACAAUGAAGACGGCUUUGCCGACGAGCUAGCAGAAGUCGAAGCAGAACCUGCGCCCGUCUCAAACAAGAAGCGCAAGCGCGAUUCCGACGUCGCCAACCUCAGCAAAAAGGACAAGAAGAGCAAGAAGCAAAAGAAGAAGCAACAACAACAAGCCGAGUCAGAUGACGAAGAAGAACAACAAGCCAUCGACGAGGACCUAGACCCGGAGUUUGAGUUCCAACUUGGCGAUGGCACGACGGCGAAUAUGGAAGACUUUGACGGCUGGACUGCUCACAAUGCGCAAAAGAAUGCUGGCAAGAGGAUGGUUGAUAUUGAUGAUAUCAUUGCAAAGAGGAGGCAGGAGAAGAAGACGGAUGGCGAUGCAGAAGCUGGAGACGAGGAAGAGGAGGAAGAGUUUGCUGGCUUGAGUGACGGUGAAGACGAAACUCUUGCUGAAGAUGCCUUCGGUAUGGGUGCUGCUCCUGGAGUCGAGAAGGACUCUGAAGAUGAAGAGGAAGACGAGGAUGAGGACAAGGGAAGCGACGCCGAGGAUGGCAGCGAGGCAGGAGAUGAGUCUGAUGACGAGUCUGUUGCUGAGCAUGUGCCUCACCCUGAUGACGAAGAAUCGGACGCUUCAGAUGUCGAGGAAAAGGAGGACGCCGAAGAGGCAGAGAAGCGUGCUGCCUUCUUCGCUCCCGAGUCAAACAUGGACGGCGACAAGGACCCUGCAGCAAAGGCCGUGGGCUCUUUCCAGGAGCUGAAUCUGUCGCGUCCCAUCAUCAAGGGUUUGUCGUCCGUUGGCUUCGCUGCUCCUACACCCAUCCAACACAAGGCCAUUCCCGUCGCUCUUCUGGGCAAGGAUGUUGUCGGAGGUGCCGUCACUGGUUCCGGUAAAACUGCCGCCUUCAUCAUCCCCAUCCUCGAACGCCUCCUCUACCGUCCCAAGAAGGUCGCCACCACCCGCGUCGCCAUUCUCAUGCCUACCCGUGAACUGGCUCUCCAAUGUUACAACGUCGCCGUCAAGCUGGCAAGUUUCACAGACAUCACCUUUGGUCAAGCCAUUGGUGGUAUGAGUUCGCGCGAGCAGGAAGCUGCACUGAAGCAACGCCCCGACGUUGUCAUUGCCACACCCGGUCGUUUCAUCGAUUUCAUGCGCAACUCGUCCGCCUUCCAAGUCGACACCAUUGAGAUUCUCGUCCUCGAUGAAGCCGAUAGAAUGCUCGAAGACGGUUUCGCAGACGAGUUGAACGAGAUUCUGACAACCAUCCCCAAAUCCAGACAAACCAUGCUGUUCUCCGCCACCAUGACUUCCAGUAUCGACAACCUGAUUCGCGUGGGUCUUAACCGUCCUGUUCGUCUUAUGGUCGACAGCAAACGCCAAACCGUCGCGGGUUUGACCCAGGAGUUUGUUCGUCUACGUCCAGGCAGAGAAGAAAAGCGCAUCGGUUACCUCCUGCACCUCGUCCACGAAUCCUUCAGCACAAAAACCAUCAUCUUCUUCCGCCAAAAGAAGGAAGCCCACCGCGUCCGCGUCAUCUUCGGUCUUCUGGGUUUGAAAGCUGCCGAACUGCACGGAAACAUGUCGCAAGAACAACGUAUCAACGCCAUUGAAGCUUUCAGAUCUGGCGCUGCCCACUUCCUCCUCGCCACCGAUGUCGCCUCCCGUGGUCUGGAUAUCAAGAACGUGGACGCCGUCAUCAACUACGAAGCACCCCAAACCCAAGAAAUCUACUUGCACAGAGUCGGUCGAACAGCCAGAGCAGGACGUCAAGGUAAAUCGUGCACACUGGCCGCAGAACCCGACCGUAAAGUCGUAAAAGCCUGUGUCAAGACCGCCCGCACCCAAGGCGCCAUCAUCAAAUCGCGCAUCAUCGACCCCAAAACCGCAGACGAAUGGUCCCGCAAAGUUGACCUGUUGGCCGUAGAAAUCGAAGACGUGCUACGGGAAGAAAAGGAAGAAAAGGUGCUCGCGACAACGGAAAUGCAAAUGCGCCGUACUGAAAACAUCAUGACGCACGAAGACGAAAUCCUCUCUCGCCCCAAGAAGACUUGGUUCGAGAGCGAAAAGGACAAACGUGCUGCCAAGAUUAGAGGAAAGGAAGAGUUGAAUGGAGCAAUGACGCCAGGAGCCAAACUCAAGGGUGAUAGAAAGAAGUUGUCCAACAAGCAAAAGAAGAAACUCGAAGACAAGGACGAGAGAAUGGAAGGUGGAGGUUGGAAAAAGGGAAAGGCAGAGAGAGAUGGCAAGGGUGUGCUCGAAAAGGAAAAGAAGGGCAAGGGAGGCAAGAGGCCGCAAAAGCCCAAGGGACCUAGGAAGUCGAUGUAG
Aureobasidium vineae is the source of this 2346-nucleotide messenger RNA. Lineage: Eukaryota; Fungi; Ascomycota; Dothideomycetes; Dothideales; Saccotheciaceae. The record is from the annotation of a GenBank genome assembly.